GUUGAUAGCAAUAUUGAAAUGCUGAAAGAUCAAAUUUUUAAAACAGCCGCUGAGCAAUCCUACUGGGGAGAGCCGAUACCUGCAAAAUGGAUAACACUUGAAAACAUCAUAGUCAGUUUAAAAGAUCAGGGUUUAAAGGUUCUCCACAAAGGCAAGCUUCAUGAUCCUGUUUUUAAGGUUUCAUCAUGAAUCUGGAAAUUUACUGUAUUACAGUGAUGCCAAUCUGAGUGAUAGUAUUAUCAUUGACCCUCAGUGGUUGAUAGAUGCCUUUAAAAGCCUCAUUACCGCCAGAAUGUUCUGCUGCAGACAGCCGAAAAUAUUUGAAAAAUGGAUCCAAUUUGACGAGUCGGCUAUCUUGACUAGGGAGAUUGUUGAAGCAGUUUGGGAAAACUCUAUGUUUCACGAGCACAUUGAACUCUUACUGGACUACCUUGAGAAGCUGGGAAUCAUAGCUAAACCUCCGCAACAAAUUGACGAAACUGAGGUGACAAAUUACUAUUUUGCCCCAUGUUUUGGAAAAAAGCCUCCACCAGAAGAUCUAGCAUGUAAUGAUUGUGAGGACCGAAGGUCAACCAGUAAAUUGUGUUUCAAGACGAGGUCAGGAUUUCUACCCACAGCUGUUUUCAACAGACUUCUAGCAGCAUGCAUCAGUAAAUGGCCUCUGACCAAAAUUAACGGAAAGCGCUCAGUCUUUUGCGGAUGUGGUAUAUUUGAUCUCAAAGACAACCAUAUACUUUAUGUGUAUUUUUUCGACCAUGUUAUACAAAUUUGGAUAACAAAAUUAAGCGCUAAAGAUCGAGAGCCAAGUACGUCCUUGUGUUUAGAUGCGUAUGCUUUUGUCUUGGAUCUUCUCCAAAACAGGUUACGUUUGACAAGUGCUAUGGAGGUUUUUCUAAGAAGUCAGUGUUCAGACCUCCAUUCCAAUCACAAAAUGUGUACAUUUGAUGAGAAAGCUAAAAAAACGGAGGUAGUAUGCAGCUGUAGGUCAGAGAAGCACGUGCUAAGAACAAAUGAGCUUACUAAAUACUGGCAGCUUUCCAAGGCAGAUCCAAAAGUCAAGCCAAAAGUUCUAACUGAUAAAGACAUCAACCGCAUGGCACAGCACAUCGGGAAAGAAUACAAGUCGUUAGGGUUUGAACUGGGUCUGUCUCAAGUUGAAAUUGAUCAUAUUAACCUUGAUUCUGAAACAACGACCGAUAGGACAAGAGAGAUGUUAAUGAAAUGGAAAAAUAAGGAAGAAGGGGAAGUUACUCUAGAAAUGUUGAAAAAUGCCAUGGAAGAGGCUGUCGGUAUUGAUGCACAAGAGGUGCUACAAAAAGCAGACAUAUCUAUUUAAAGAAAUAUAUCGAAUUCAAAAAGUAACAAUAAAAGACAUAAUAUAUAGCUUCAAUGAAUACAGUGAAAAACAACUUUUGCUAAUUUCUGGGAUGCUGUUUUAUGCCGUAUCGGCAAAACAAAAUUAUCUUAAACGAGCUCUCUUCUUAAUAUGUUGUCAUAAGUUAAGUGUACAUUCUUCAAGAUACCUGGAGAAGAAAAUUCUAAUGUUCCUACCUGGAAUAGAAAAUUGGACCUCGUGAUCCAUAAACUUGCACUCUAACCUAGUCACUGAAUGGUUAGCAACAGCAAGGCUACUGGAACUGGUUUAUUCAUGUACUAUUCGCAAAACAUUCUCUCCCGUUCAGUAACCUUUCCUUGCUCACUAGCUCUUAAGAAUGUCCCUGCAUGUCCGCCAUAUGAGUCCGUCAAUUAAUUCUGACAUCAUUAGAGUAAUGCUAGAUGAAGAAAACUCAAAGGUCCAUACCAGAGAUCGAAACCCGGACCUCGUGAUCCGUAGGCGGACACUCUUGUUACGUCACUGAAUGGUAACGCAACAGCAGGGCUGUUUUAAAAAUGGCGUAUAAACUCUAUUACUUCUCUUCUCUCUCUAGCUGUAUUUACAUUAUUCUUAUUUCAUAGAGUCCUCUUAUAGCUGAAACCCCAAGAUAUUCAUUCUUUGCAUAAACGAGUUUUUGUUGCUAGUAUUCACAACAAACUAAAUCUUAUUUGCUAUUUAUGAAUGUUUAUAUAUAGUCUAAUCCUCAUUUUAAAUCAUUGAUUCUCAACUUGUUUUCUGAAAAAAACUGUCACUUUUUUAGUUUGAGUGCACACUUAUCCUUUGUUUUGCUAUAUAGAUUUUAGAGUGUCUACUAUUGUGGCGAGAUACCUAUGUUGAUUUGAUUUAGUAGUCACAUACCUUAAGAUUCGUACCUAAAAUAUUCAUACCACGUUUUCGACCCACCGAUGAGCCGUCAUAAUUCAGUAGACUUAAUUAAGUAAACAUUAAUCUUUCAUGAAUACAUAGAAGAGAGAAAGUUCUAUCUACUACUACGAUAAAACCAAUAUAUUAAGGCGUUAAUAAUGGAAAAUAUACAAAGAUUAGUCAAAUUACGCACUUAGAUGAUCAUUGUACUAAGGAGCUUGAUUUUGUCAUUAUCAUUGAGCGCUCAUUAAUUACAGUUGGGAAAAAGGUUAUAAAUACCAGGGCAGCAUCACGAAGUGAUCAGAAUCUGCCAAGCUACCGAGUGAAUAACAUCGCUGAAAAAUAAAUAAUAUAAUGAAUUGUCAAAUACUAUCGGGUUCUUGACCCCCUAUCAUAGUCUGGGUUCUUACUCAGAACAUUGCGUUCCGUUUAAGUUCCACGACGAUAGGAACUCGACAUCUGGUGGUAUUUAGGUAAAAUCUUAAUGUAUGGUAUUCACCUCAGGCAUAGUUUGUUGUGAAUCGCCAUACUACAAGAGAUCCCAUCCACGAAUUUUGAGUGCU
This is a messenger RNA of Mercenaria mercenaria, 2802 nucleotides long. RefSeq lists its product as uncharacterized. The record is from RefSeq and is a predicted model, not a curated record. Gene Ontology annotation, biological process: signal transduction. NCBI's taxonomy places the organism in Eukaryota, Metazoa, Mollusca, Bivalvia, Venerida, Veneridae. Gene Ontology annotation, molecular function: protein binding. Bases 161 to 1336 code for a protein of 391 amino acids. The transcript is spliced from 6 exons.